GGGCGCCCCGAGCCAAACCCUAGGGAACCCCACCGCCUCGGUCCUGCAGGCCCCAGGCCCGUGAGGCUCUGUCGGGAUUUGUCGCAUUGGGGAGAGCAAGGGAAGCGAACGCUGUGCAUUUGUCCAAACUCUUUUUUGGAAGCAGCGGUGAACGGCAUCGUGCACGACGUGGACGCGCUGGGCCCAGGGAUCCGGCUGGUGACGCUGCUGGUGGACCGGGACGGGCUGUACAAGAUGAACCGCCUGUACGUCACUCCGGACGGCUUUUUCUUCCGAGUGCACAUCCUGGCCCUGGACUCCUCCAAUUGCAAUAAGACAUGUCCAGAAUUUAAACCUGGCAGCAGGUAUAUUGUGAUGGGCCACAUCUACCAUAAGAGACGGCAGCUCCCUACAGCUCUGCUCCAGGUCCUAAGAGGGCGCCUCCGACCAGGAGAUGGACUGCUCUGGAGCAGCAGCAGCUACGUGAAAAGGUUUAACCGAAAAAGGGAUGUGCAAGUUCAAGGUGCAAUUCACACCCAAUGCAUUUGAACUUACCAUCCUGGCAUUUCUGGAUCAUGAGAGACUUGGGAUUGAUCAAGACAGGAAAGGUCUACCUUCGUGUAACGGGACCUUCCUUUAGAACAGGGCACAGGGCUCCUUUAUAUGAACUAGUUGUGUAGUUCCAACUCUAAUCAUGAAGUUGUCAGCAUACUUACAGAAUGCUUCCGAGCUCGGCGGCAAAGCUAUUCUAGUGCGAGCUAUGCACACAGCUGCUGACCUGUCCCGUCAACAGAUCACUGCUUCAUGCUGUUUAUUUUUUAUUAUUUUAAUUUCAAUACAUUCUCAGAAAUAGUUCACACAAAAAACAUUUCCUGGAUUUUAUAUACAACUUUGAAUAGCUUGUAUCACGUAUCAAACCAAAUUUUAUACCUAAGCCAUCACAUUUUAAGUUUUGUACAGAACAGUAAGUGCACUAGUCAAAGACAUGUAUGAUGUCAUAUAGAUCCAACAGAUGGGUCAGAGCCCAAAACAAGUUAUAAAGUUUUACACUUCAAAGAAGACUAAAGGGCUUAAUUCAAGCAAAAUAUUAUUCAAACAAGUGUUUUUGAUGUACCAAAGUGUAAGAUAGUUUAUUUUCCUGCCUCUCUGUUCCUAAAAAUGUUUUGUGCUGAACUGACUGCUGUCCCAGUGCUAAACAUAUUCAGGGUGUAUCUGAUGUCAUUUUUCUAUUAAGAUCAAGUAUGAUGUUUGUGUUGUAAAGCAGUAAAUCUUGCCUUGAAAUCGGA
Messenger RNA from Miniopterus natalensis, 1265 nucleotides. NCBI's taxonomy places the organism in Eukaryota, Metazoa, Chordata, Mammalia, Chiroptera, Miniopteridae. The record is from RefSeq and is a predicted model, not a curated record.